Molecule: messenger RNA, 1542 nt
Organism: Fusarium coffeatum
Lineage: Eukaryota; Fungi; Ascomycota; Sordariomycetes; Hypocreales; Nectriaceae
Exons: 3
Coding region: 1-1542 (513 amino acids)
Biological process (GO): transmembrane transport
Cellular component (GO): fungal-type vacuole membrane; plasma membrane
Molecular function (GO): transmembrane transporter activity
Source: RefSeq, a predicted model, not a curated record
AUGUCUCUCCCUCGCGACACAGAAACUGCGCAUGAGAAAUCUGCGACAGUGAGCUCAUCUCCAACACCCCAUGACGAUGCCUCCUCCAAUGCAUCCAGCCCUUCCUCUCCUCCCCUCUCAACAUUUGGAAAGAUCAACGAUCGCAUAGAAAACCUCGCCGGUCUAGAAGCACGCGGUAUCCAACGCGUCCUCCCUGAAGAACGCCAACCUGCUUCGAGCGCAGCAGACCUUCAAGUCGCACUGCUAUGGUUCAGCGCAAACCUGUCCCUGAACAACCUGGCCACGGGCCUUUUUGGCCCGAUGGUGUUUGGUUUGGGGUUUUUGGAUAGUGCUCUCCUUGCUGUGUUUGGAACCAUCUUGGGGGCUUGUUCGACGGGGUAUAUGGCGAUUUGGGGACCGCAGAGCGGGAAUCGCACGAUGGUUGUGUUGAGAUACUUCUUUGGGUACUGGCCUUCGAAGAUUCCGACGUUUUUGAACAUUGUUCUCAUGGUUGGCUAUGCUACCAUUGACUGCAUCAUCGGUGGACAGGUCCUGUCAGCUGUCAGUGGUGGUACAAUGACUAUCCUAGUAGGCGUAAUCGUCGUCGCUGUAGUAUCAUGGAUCGUUGCUGUUUUCGGCAUGAAGAUCUUCCAUACCUAUGAACGGUAUGCUUGGAUCGCGCAGGUCGUUGUCCUCGCAGUCCUUAUCGGUGUCGCAGGGCCUUCCUUCAACGCCUCAGCCCAGCCCACAGUCUCUGGCCCAGUGCUCGCUGCCAAUCGUCUUUCUUUCUUCACUCUCUGCUUCUACGUCCCCAACUCAUGGGCUGCUGCGGCCUCUGACUUCUACGUGUACUACCCCGAGCGCACAUCCCGUCUUAAGGUCUUUCUUCUGACUGUCGUUGGUCUUACCAUGUCUUUCACUCUUGUCUACCUCAUCGCUAUCGGUCUGGCUACCGGUCUGGUCGACAACAAAGACUGGGCCGACGCCAACGCCAUUAGUACCGGUGCUCUUAUCGUCAAGGCUUAUGAUCCUCUCCACGGCUUCGGACGGUUCUGUUCUGUCAUUAUCGCCCUCGGUGUCAUCGCCAACAGCACACCGUCCCUCUACUCCGCGUCCCUCGGUUGCCAAGUCCUUGGUCGCUACACCAAGGCUGUGCCACGUUGGGUCUGGUCCACCGUCCUCUCCCUGAUCACUCUCGUCCUCGCCAUGGCCGGUCGCGAAAGCCUAUUAGUCAUCUUUCAAAACUUUGUCGCUCUGAUGGGAUACUGGGUCAUGUUGUUCAUCUGCAUUGUGAUUCAAGAACAUCUGAUCUUCCGCGGGGAGAAAGGCUUCGAUUGGACGGCGUGGGAGGACAAGAACUACCUUCCUGUCGGUUUAGCUGCUUUUGCAAGUUUUGUGCUGGGUUGGGUCGGUGCUAUCCUGGGUAUGUCACAGGUUUGGUACGUUGGUCCUGUGUCGAAGGCUGCUCAUAAUGCGGACUUGGGGAUGUGGUUGGGCUGUGGGUUUGCUAUUGUUACAUUUCCGGUGUUUCGAUACUUUGAACUCAAGGUGUAUGGGCGAUAG